AGUAGCUUGUUUAGCAAAAAGACAAUUCUGAUUCCAACAAGCAAAGAAUUCACAACAACUUUUGAUACAAGUACAAGUACAAUUAGUGAUAUUUUAAAGAGCAAGCCAUUUAAGACAUUACUUG
Entrophospora candida is the source of this 124-nucleotide messenger RNA. Lineage: Eukaryota; Fungi; Glomeromycota; Glomeromycetes; Entrophosporales; Entrophosporaceae. The record is from the annotation of a GenBank genome assembly.